This is a messenger RNA of Staurois parvus, 330 nucleotides long. The record is from the annotation of a GenBank genome assembly. NCBI's taxonomy places the organism in Eukaryota, Metazoa, Chordata, Amphibia, Anura, Ranidae.
GAAGGGGCCAUCCACAAACUGUUCCCCACAAAGUUGGGAGCAUGAAAUUGUCCAAAAUGUCUUGGUAUGCUGACACCUUAAGUGUUCCCUUCACUGGAACUAAGUCUUUAGCUAUUGACUGUGCAGACCCCGCUCUGUCAUCUUACGUGGCCUACCACUUCAUGGUUGAGUUGCUGCUGUUCCCAGUUGCCUCCACUUUGUUAUAACACCACUAACAGUUGACCAUGUAAUAUUUAGUAACAAGGAAAUUUCACAGAUGGACUCAUUGCACAGGUGGCAACCUAUCACGGUACCACGCUUGAAUUCACUGAGCUCCUGAAAGCGACCCAU